This is a messenger RNA of Ilex paraguariensis (yerba mate), 1209 nucleotides long. The record is from the annotation of a GenBank genome assembly. Lineage: Eukaryota; Viridiplantae; Streptophyta; Magnoliopsida; Aquifoliales; Aquifoliaceae.
CUCUGCGGUUUCCGCUUCCGCAUCUUAUCUUCUACUUCUUCCUCCACUCUCUCAUCUGCUACUUCUUCCUCCACUCUCUCACUCACACACACACACGCACACAGAGGGAGGCCAACAAUGGCAGACCCAGGAGAAGAGACCCAGACCCAAAAUGAGCCAAUUCCCGAAGGGGAAUUUGUGGAGAAAACACUAUCUUCCUCGUCUUCAGACGACUCAGACUCGGAGUAUGAAUCAGACGACUCGUCGCAGACGGGCGCCGAGUCCUACACCAGGCGCGGAGAACCCGACCCCGACGACGACGACGAAGAAGACAACUCCGCGGAAACCAACAUCAGGCGCUUCAUGAGGAUUCUGAAGUCGAAGACUUUCAGAAGGGAGGAAGAAGAAGAAGAGAAUGAUUAUACUUAUCAUGAAGAUUUGUUUGACUUUCCGAGCGACCCAGAGAACUGGAGAGAGGAGGAUUUGAAGGAGCUAUGGGCUGAUGCUCCCAUUGAGAUGACGAAACCCGGGUGGGACCCGAACUGGGUGGACGAGGAGGAAGCGGAUGUGGUGAGAGACGAGAUUAAGGCCGGUAGAGACCCGCCGAUAGCCCCAUUUUACGUGCCCUACCGGAAAUGUUAUCCUGUGAUACCGGAUAAUCAUUAUGAUAUUUCGAACCCAAAGGCUGUUAUUGAGGAGCUUGAUAGGAUUGAGGAGUUCUUGAAGUGGGUCAGCUUCAUUUUCCCUGAUGGGAGCUCGUAUGAAGGCACUGUCUGGGAUGAUUUGGCACAUGGAAAAGGUGUAUAUGUGGCUGAGCAAGGGUUGGUCAGUACACCUUCUGGUCACAGAUAUGAAGGUGAAUGGCUUCAAAAUAACAUGGAGGGACAUGGGGUUGUUGAAGUUGACAUACCUGAUAUAGAGCCUGUGCCAGGGUCCACGCUUGAAGCAAAAAUGCGUGCUGAAGGGAAAAUAAUAAAACGAGAUUUUAUGUCCCCAGAAGACAGAGAAUGGUUGGAGAUGGAUAUUGAAGAUACUAUUCGGUUAGCUGGGGGAAAUCGUGAAAUCCCUUUCUAUGAGAAUGAUGAAUGGAUCAGGCAAUUUGGAAGUAAACCUGCUGAUGGUGUUUUGAUGCCAGGGAGAAAGGUCGGUACCGCUAUGCUGGUCAAUGGAAGCAUGGCAGAAUGCAUGGCUGUGGAGUAUAUGAAGUCAAUGAACGUCCAACCUAUGUAA